GUCAAGCCAACGUGUGGUGCGCUGCCUGUGCAAACACCUCGCGGCAAGCAAACCUACCUCACCUCACCUAACCGCCCAUCUUUAUUCACAAGGCAUCUACCCACACUAAGCGUCCAUCAACAAACAACAGAAACAACAACAAUCAAAAAUGGUCGACCUUGGAUCACACAUUCGCCGUGGCCACCCCGCCGCCUUUGGUCUCUUGGCCUUCAUCUCCCUCAUCGUGGGAAUCAUCUCGGCCGUCAUCACUGCCGACUAUGAGAACAAUGAUACUGGUGCCAAUGGAAACUACACUGGUCUCGUCACUCGUGUGCACUUUGCCGUAUUCUACGGUUGGUGGACUUUCGUCUUCAGCAUCAUCUACCUCGCUCUGUUCCUGACUGGUGUUGGUGGCGUCGUUACCUCGAUUGCAGGUCACGGAAUCUGGCUGCUCCUCACCUGGAUCUUCUGGCUGGCAGGUGCCGGUGCUCUGGCUGACACCCUCGGCACCAGCUGUGGUACUUCGCGCUACUACUACUGCAACUCGCUCCAGGCACUCCACGCCUUCAGCUGGAUCGGUUGGAUCCUCCUCACCUUGAUGCUCGUCGUCGUGGCUGCCAUUGGUGGUGGAGCAUUCCGAGGCGGUCGAGGUCUCAAGGACGGUCUGUCCGAGGCCUAAAGCGCUAGUCUCCUAGAGACGGUGGUCUUGAAUUGAGAACUCCCUGCCAAGCGGGCCUCGGUACAUCCACCGUGCCAUCACCUCCUUUCUUCACUCGGUGCUGCGCUCCCUAUACCAAUCUCCUCCUC
Molecule: messenger RNA, 786 nt
Organism: Microstroma glucosiphilum
Lineage: Eukaryota; Fungi; Basidiomycota; Exobasidiomycetes; Microstromatales; Microstromataceae
Exons: 3
Coding region: 149-658 (169 amino acids)
Cellular component (GO): membrane
Source: RefSeq, a predicted model, not a curated record